GAUGGCAACCCUGGCCAUGUAAACAGUGGCAGCAGGGCUCUUAUCAAUUUUAAUUAGUUAAAAAUACUUACAAGUAGAAAGCAUCAGUGAUUGGAUUUCCCUCAGUAAAAAUAGGCACUUUAAAGGGAAUUUCGCACAAGAAAAAGCACAUUGCGGCACUUAUCAUCGAACUAAGACGCCGUAACGGGACCAGUGGCAGCUGAUUGGGCGUCAAACUCCAACUGACAGUGACAGCGGCGGACACGUUCCGUUUUACUCACGACUGUGAUAAAUGUUGCCAGCUUAAAAGUGCAUUCGAACUCAAAUCGGUGCCGAUACCAAAAUCGAUUAUAAUUAAAAUGCCACCGACAACGAUUGUGUGUGCGGGAUGUGGUAAUCCCUUUCCGAAAAGGAACGAAUAUCUGGCAUGUUCCUUAUGUAAGCUCAAAUAUGACUUAACUUGUGCAAAUAUAGACAUCAAGACCUUUGGCGCUAUGAGCACCCAACACAAAGGCCAAUGGAAGUGCCAAGAAUGCUGCUGCAAGCAACCAAAAACUGACAACACCAACACACCAGUACGUCUAGCAGCGGCAAGUGUAGCUGGGGCGCCCACGGGCAGUUGCACCGAAACCUUGAAGGCAGAAAUAAACGCUAAACAGAAAAAACAGAGCGCAGCGCUGGCGCCCGCAGCAGAACCCAACUGCAAACUAGGUGAAGACGAAAAAUGUCCCGACCCUCUUGCUUCCUUAACAGCGGAGAUCCAGUUGAUGCGUGCGGACAUGGGCAAGAUGAAUCUCAGUCUGCAAAACAUGAACUCGACGCUGAAUAAAUGCAAUGAGCGAUUAGCGGACCUAGAACAGCGUUUGGCCCAGUCGGACAAUCGCGUACGGGCACUCGAAGAACGUGAAGGUGAAAAUGACAUACUCAGGCAAAGAAUCAUUCAGCUAGAAGACCAACUUAACGUACAGGCACAAGCCAGUCUGAGCAAUGAGAUGGAGAUUAUAGGCGUGAAUGAACUACCGAAUGAAAAUAGAACUCACAUUGUUCUUACUGCUGCCAUCAAAAUGGGCCUCAACCUGACGGAAAGUGACAUAGACUCCGUGACCCGCGUUGGCCCCCGUGGUGCCAAGCUACCAGAGUUAGACACCAAGCUUCCGCGCCCCCUGGUUGUAAAAUUCGUUCGUCGUGCCAAGAGGAAUGAAUUUCUAAAGGCCGCCAAAAGCAGAAGAAAUAUUGACACGAAUGCCAUCGAAAUCAGUGGCCCAAAACGGAAAGUGUUCUUCAACGAAAGGCUCACGAAAGCAAACCGCGAGUUAUUUCGUAACUCCCGCUCUCAGUCGAGCAGGCUGGAUACAAGUUCUGUUGGACCAGAAAUGGUACUAUUUUCAUUCGCAAGAAGGAUGGUUGCCCUGAAAUCCCAAUUCGAAGCGCUGCAGAUCUGGACCGUUAUCUGGGACCGACCCUGGAUGAAGUGUCUCCCCCCACCGAGCAACUCCUGGGCACCGACGCCGCGAAUUUCGUACUGCAAGACACUAAUCUUACCAGUAAUUAGCUCUACUUCUCAGCUUAAAUUUGUAUGUUCAAACCCUAAUUUUAUAACACACACAUCACACACACACAAUCACACACCAUAUAAAUAAUGCUCUAAGCCUUCAAUCUGUUCCGAUUGUUUUUGCCUAUAAUUCAGUCCGUGGAUCUACAAAAGCAAUGACUGUAAUCAUGUGUUAUGAAAAAGUACUCGCACUUUUUUGCUACUUACUAUCGUAUUACAUAAAAUAUUAGAUGAUAUUGAUAAGUCAAUCGCUAUUGAAUGUCAUAUGCUAAAUGAUAUGAAUCAGUGCAAAAACAUCUUACCCGCUCAGUAUAAAUUUAAUAUACUUACUUUAAAUAUAAGAAGCUUACAACGCAACUUUGGGACUUUCUCAGUGUACCUGAAGUGCAUGGACGUAGAGUUUGAUGCUAUAAUACUAACUGAAUGCUGGCUCAGUGACGGCUCUAUUAUAGAUCAAUUGUCGGGUUACAACUCGUUUCACUCAACCAAAGUUAUUAAUAAAAGCGGUGGCGUUGUUAUUUAUGUUAAAGAAACCUAUAAUACCUCGGCUACUGAACCGGUUUCGAUGAUGCAAACUGUGUAUCUGUUAAUAUAGGAGACGAACUAAUAUUACUAGGUAUUUAUCGUUCUCCAUCUUUCUCUAACAUAGACCGCUUUCUAAACUCCCUUGACGGUGUACUCAAUAAGCUCAAACCUAAUCUUCAUAUUGUUGUGGCUGGUGAUAUGAAUAUUGACCUACUUAAUGGUUCUGACAAUAAUCAAACUGAGUACUCUUGCCUAAUGUCUUCAUACGGACUCCUGCCCGCUAUCACAAAACCCACAAGGAAUGCAACAUGCAUUGACCAUAUUUUUAUCAAAUACAGUCACGACUCAGUGGGAGCGGUUUGCCCCUGCUCUGUUACAGACCAUGACAUAGCCUUAGCUGGCCUUCGGCCUCCGGACCAAACUCGAAAUAAUGAGAAGCGUGCCCGCUUCGCGCCCAAAGUAAAUUAUGAAGAAGUGGCUAAAGUAUUAAAAGCAACAGAUUGGUCAAGUGUUACUAGCGCAAAUAAUGUCAACGAGGCAACCUCUAAUUUUGACCAACUGUUAUCAAACGCAAUCAAAACCAAUACUCACCCUGUCAAAAUAAGUCGAUCAAAACUUACCAUUAAGCCGUGGAUCACGCCGGGAUUACUACGCUGCAUGAAACACAGAGACCGGUUACAUCUACGAUCUAGAGCUGCCCCACAAAAUCCAAUCUUACGCUUAACGUACAUAAGAUACAGAAACUUUUUCAAUAAUCUACUACACAAAUUAAAAAACGAAUACCAUAACAAAGAGCUGAACAAUAAUAAGAACAACCCUCAAAAACUGUGGAAAUCAAUUAAAACUAUUUGCCAGAAACCAAACCGUAUGAGCGACGCGGAAUAUCUGAUUAAUGUUAAUGGAAAAUCUAAAUUGGAGUGUCUCAAUAACUGUAACGAGUAUUUUGCUGAAAAUGGAAGGAAACUUGCAGAUCAAAUUUUAUCUAAGCUCUCAGAAACUCAAGAAUCUUUAGCAGCGAAGUACAAGCCCGUCAGCUCAGCUGUGCAUUCUUUUUACUUGCAUCCUACGGAUAAGUACGAAGUAGAUAAAAUUAUUUCCGAUCUCAAAUCGGACAGUGCCCCAGGC
Leguminivora glycinivorella is the source of this 3181-nucleotide messenger RNA. RefSeq lists its product as uncharacterized. The transcript is spliced from 2 exons. The record is from RefSeq and is a predicted model, not a curated record. Lineage: Eukaryota; Metazoa; Arthropoda; Insecta; Lepidoptera; Tortricidae. Bases 339 to 1619 code for a protein of 426 amino acids.